This is a messenger RNA of Musa acuminata AAA Group (dessert banana), 907 nucleotides long. Its product is annotated as small heat shock protein, chloroplastic-like. The transcript has 2 exons. The coding region runs from base 60 to 776 and encodes 238 amino acids. Gene Ontology annotation, biological process: response to heat. The record is from RefSeq and is a predicted model, not a curated record. Lineage: Eukaryota; Viridiplantae; Streptophyta; Magnoliopsida; Zingiberales; Musaceae.
UCGACGUUCAGAAUCCACCCUAGCAGCUGAGUCUUCUUCCUCUUCUUCUUCCUCUAUCGAUGGCCAUGGCUGCGGCGUCCUCCCUUGUUCUCGCUGGUCCUUCUUCGCUCCUUUCCGGCCAAGCUCUGAGGCCCACGCAACGCCAUCCCUCGACGGUGGCGCUUCCGUCGCCGUCUUGCCGUCGCCGGCUUCGGAUAUCGGCUGAGGCGGCGCCGCAGGGCACUGGGGAAGGCACUGAGAAGGCCGACGCCAUCAACGUCCGCUUCGAAAAGGAUGGUAAUAAGCAGCACGAAGCCAGCGCCAUCGACCGGCAGCCUCGGCGGUGGGCCUUCGACGUCUCACCCCUCGCUUUGGUAGAUACGAUGUCGCCCAUGUGGACGAUGAAGAGGAUGCUGGAGACGAUGGAACGGCUCUUCCAGGAAUCCAUGUCAUUGCCGGGGAGCAGCGUGGUGGAGAUGAGGCGUCCAUUGGAGAUAAAGGAGACCGAUGACGAGAUCAGGCUGAGGUUCGACAUGCCGGGGCUGUCCAAGGACGACGUGAAGGUGUCGGUGGAGGGGGACAUGCUGCUGAUCAAGGGGGAGAACAAGGUCAAGGAGGAGGUCGCCGCCGGCGGGGAGGGCGCCGGGUGGAGCUCCGCUUCCUACCACAUGCGCUUCAUGCUCCCCGACAACUGCGACAAGCAGGCGGUGAAGGCGGAGCUCAGGAACGGGGUUCUGCUUGUGGUCGUCCCGAAGACGAAGACGGAUCGCAAGGUCUUGAAUGUUGAGAUCCUGUGAUGCCAGUAGCUCUUUCUUCUCGGAUGUGUGUGUGCUUGUUUGGACUUCGCUUAUGGUUGUUUAUGUCUGCCAUGUUUCAGGUUUUGUGUGUGUUUCUGCUCUGCAAUAAUCAAAAUAACAUUUUAUAUUAA